UCGACGUCCUUUCGUUCCUCCAUUGGAGUCAAGACAGCAAGUGGCGAGUGCCCUCGUCAAAUUUUCACGUCAAAGUCCCGUCAAAGCCGAUCAAGAUGCUCCAGAACAUGUUCGAGGCGGCCAAGAAGAACCCGUUCUUCAACCCCUUCACCGUGGCGCAAUGCCAGCCAGAGGAACCCUCGGCGUCACAGAGUUUGGUGAAGGGCCGCACCGUGUCUGCUGCAGCCGUCGAGGCCGGGGACAGCUGCGAAUUCGGCUCCAACCAGUACUUUCUGCUGUGCGGGCUGGGAGGUAUCUUGUCCUGCGGUAUUACCCACACCGCCAUCGUGCCCCUCGAUCUGGUGAAAUGCCGAAUGCAAGUGGACUCCAAGAAGUACCCUGGCAUCUUCAAGGGCUUCUCCGUGACCAUGGCCGAAGAUGGAGCCCGUGGUCUAGCCAAGGGAUGGGCACCCACCUUCAUCGGUUACUCCAUGCAGGGUAUGUUCAAGUUCGGUCUCUAUGAGUACUUCAAGGUAAUCUACUCCGACAUUUUGGGAGAGGAGAAUACCUUCCUCUACAGAACAUCUCUUUACUUGGCUGCGUCUGCCUCUGCUGAGUUCUUCGCUGACAUUGCCCUGUCACCCAUGGAGGCUGUUAAGGUCCGUAUCCAGACACAGCCUGGCUAUGCCAACACUCUUCGUGAGUGCUAUCCCAAGAUUCUGAAGGAGGAGGGUAUGAAUGGAUUGUACAAGGGUCUUGUACCCCUGUGGUGCCGUCAAAUUCCCUACACCAUGAUGAAGUUUGCUUGCUUCGAGCGCACUGUAGAGCUGCUGUACCAACACGUCGUUCCCAAGCCUAGGGCAGACUGCACCAAGAACGAGCAGCUGGUUGUCACCUUUGCUGCUGGUUACAUUGCUGGAGUGUUCUGUGCUAUUGUCUCACACCCUGCUGACACUUUGGUGUCGAAGCUCAAUCAAGACAAGGGUGCCACUGCUGGAGAUAUUAUUAAGAAGAUUGGCUUCGGUGGUCUAUGGAAGGGUCUCACCGCUAGGAUCAUUAUGAUUGGUACCCUCACCGGUCUUCAAUGGUUCAUCUACGAUGCUGUCAAGGUUUCCCUGCGCAUGCCAAGACCUCCUCCACCAGCCAUGCCCGAAUCCCUGAAGAAGAGGCUAGAAGCUGAAGGAAAACUAUAAGUUUAAGUUAAUUUUAGUUAAUUUACUUCACCAAGUGGCUGACCCUGACAGGAUACUUGUAGGUCUAGUUGCACCGAGUUGUGAUUCUGGCAUUGUCUCAUGUAGAUCAUGUUUGGCAGUGCCUCAUAUGUAUGUCAAGUCAUUUUUGAAUGUCAGUCAGCACGAUGUGAUGGACAAUGAAUUGGUUAGAUGGCUGUGCCACAAUAACAAGUAAUUUGAACCUCAUUUCGAUACCACCUCAAACAUUUUUCUUUCUUGUCCGUGCAUUCAGCCAGAAGUUCAAUUUUCUUUUUUAUUUAAACAGUUAUCUUGUAUUAUAGUAAUGUUGCUCAUGACAUUCGACUCUUAUAUUAAGACCAAAUGUUAUCCUAUUGAUUGUUCCAAACUGUCCCUCCUUUCCUUGCAAUCCACAUUUCGCCAAGCAUUUAUAUUGUUACUAUGUUGCAUUUGUUAUGUACGGUACAUUCCAGUCUUAUUCCGAAUCUGAUGGUUAAUUAUGUACAAAUUUUACUUCGAGAACAGUCUAUUAAAAAAUUCCUGCUUUUA
This is a messenger RNA of Frankliniella occidentalis (western flower thrips), 1718 nucleotides long. RefSeq names its product phosphate carrier protein, mitochondrial. The transcript has a single exon. Gene Ontology annotation, cellular component: mitochondrial inner membrane. Bases 96 to 1172 code for a protein of 358 amino acids. Gene Ontology annotation, molecular function: phosphate transmembrane transporter activity. The record is from RefSeq and is a predicted model, not a curated record. Gene Ontology annotation, biological process: mitochondrial phosphate ion transmembrane transport. Lineage: Eukaryota; Metazoa; Arthropoda; Insecta; Thysanoptera; Thripidae.